Messenger RNA from Exophiala spinifera, 804 nucleotides. RefSeq lists its product as uncharacterized. The coding region runs from base 1 to 804 and encodes 267 amino acids. NCBI's taxonomy places the organism in Eukaryota, Fungi, Ascomycota, Eurotiomycetes, Chaetothyriales, Herpotrichiellaceae. Gene Ontology annotation, biological process: positive regulation of transcription from RNA polymerase II promoter by galactose. Gene Ontology annotation, molecular function: zinc ion binding; DNA-binding transcription factor activity, RNA polymerase II-specific; RNA polymerase II cis-regulatory region sequence-specific DNA binding. Gene Ontology annotation, cellular component: nucleus. The transcript has a single exon. The record is from RefSeq and is a predicted model, not a curated record.
AUGUUCUUCAUUGUACCGGACUGCAAAAAUCCCAAAGGUGACCCUAGCUCAGCACCAGGCACAUCCUCGUCCCCUUCUGAAGCACCUAAGCGACAGCGUACCUCUCCUGAAAGCGAAGAAGUAGCUGGCUACUACCCCAGGCGCAAUCAAAAAGCGUGCGAUCGGUGCCGACUGAAGAAGGCUCGUUGUUCGGGAGGGAAGAUUUGUGAAAAGUGCAAGCGUGACGGGGUGAUCUGCACCACAAACAGAGAGUCGAAACGAGAUCCAACCACGAAACCGCCAAACGCAGAAUAUGUCCACUUGGUAGAAUCGCAGCGGGAUGCUUUGUUGAACGCGCUGAGAGCAAUCUACGAAAAGGACGCUUCUAAAGACUCUACAAUACUCUCAGACGUGUUGAAAGACCUUGGUAUCGGGGUGGAAGAUCUGAAGAGACUCCCUCGGCGAACAACUGCUCAAGACGCGCCCGUUGAUUACGAUGAUAUUGACCUCCACCGAAAUGCUGCAGAAAUACAGGCGUUAUUGGCCGAAUGGAAUAUUCCCAUCACACAGUCAGAAACGUCUGCCAACUUUCCAACAUCGCCUCAAAGAUAUUCAAAUCAGUCAGGACAGCCGAAAAAUAGUGUGCCAUUGUCAAUGUCUAACUCCUUGCAAUACCUUGCUCCUGCGGCUUCGGCAAGCAGUAUUGUUGAGGACUUGGACUCAAUCACAAUGCCAACGUCCGUCAAUGACUUUGAUGACUGGCUUGUGACAGAUAAGUUCGAGGAUGACUGGCCAUCAUCCGUCUCUGGUUAUCCCAAUGGAUAA